Nelumbo nucifera (sacred lotus) is the source of this 824-nucleotide messenger RNA. Its product is annotated as pathogenesis-related protein 1A-like. Lineage: Eukaryota; Viridiplantae; Streptophyta; Magnoliopsida; Proteales; Nelumbonaceae. The record is from RefSeq and is a predicted model, not a curated record. Gene Ontology annotation, cellular component: extracellular region.
UGUAUCUCCGAUAUUGAGAAGAGUUGCAGAUCAUAGUGAUGAUGGCAUUCUGCAGGCUUGAAAUAUCACUGUUCAUUCUGAUCAUGGGCCUAGGCUUAGUCCACGUAUCCAGAGCCCAAGAUUCCCCGCAGGAUUACCUCGACGCCCACAACACUGCCCGAGCAGAGGUGGGCGUGGAUGCAUUGAUAUGGAACGACAAACUGGCAGCCUAUGCCCAAAACUACGCUGAUCAGAGAGUCGAAGACUGCACUCUGAUGCAUUCCGGUGGACCCUAUGGAGAGAACCUCGCCGGAAGCUCUGGUUCCCUGUCGGGGACCGGUGCUGUGAACCUAUGGGUCGGAGAAAAACAAUACUACGAUUACAGCACCAACAGUUGCAGUGAUGGACAAGUGUGCGGUCACUACACGCAGGUGGUGUGGAGAAACUCGCUUCGUGUUGGGUGUGCUACAGUGCAGUGCAACAACGGAGGGACCUUCGUCAUUUGCAACUACGACCCAGCAGGCAACGUCGUGGGGGAGCUACCUUACUAAUUAAAAGAGUUGCACCUACUACUGUUGUCGUUCUUUCUCCAAUCUCCAGUCUCACAUACCAAAUAAAUGAAUAAAUGAAUAAGCAUAAGCUGUAGGUUUUGUGCACAUCCUAUGUAUUCCUGGAAUUGUUGGAUGGUGCGCUAACUCUGUUGUUCAAUAAGUUUAAUUAGUAGAGUAAUCUGGUUGAUUAGCUUGGAGAAAGGAAACCAAGUAUUUUAGUUUUGUUGUUGGUUGCCUUUGUGUUGUUAUAUAACUUUCCUCCUCUUUUGUUAUAAGAUGUUACUCUUAUUUGCA